This is a messenger RNA of Labrus bergylta (ballan wrasse), 1516 nucleotides long. NCBI's taxonomy places the organism in Eukaryota, Metazoa, Chordata, Actinopteri, Labriformes, Labridae. The record is from RefSeq and is a predicted model, not a curated record.
CCCGCUGCACUUUUCCGAGAGUCUGAUUCAUACGGACCUCUCUGCUCAUCGCUUACGGUUGUGACGUAUCUCACGGUCAUGACGUAAAAAGUUUUCGCAAGCUUCCUCACUUGGGACUUUAGGGAUGACGGAUGUCGUUGAUGGAAAACCCCUCAAGACGGAGAGAAGAUAAAAAGAGCAAACCGCUGCAAAUGGAACCUGAAACAGAAAUUACCGAGUUCACCGGCGGACAGAUACCCACAUCGAGACACCGACAGCCGCCCUGACAGACAUGAACACCUUCAUAGUUAUUGCCAUUCUGCAACACUUCCUGUUUGCAGUUUUGGUUCAAUCAGCUCCUAUCAGUUCGCCGUCUGACCUGCCGCCAGCAUUCAGAGAAGCAGCCGAGCGAGCGAAAACACUGGUGGACAAAAUACUCAGUGACAUCCCCACCGUGCACACAACUACUGUUAACGCUGAGGGUUUGACGCUUGACCCCUCCACCCAGAUAGCAAACCUGCAGAUGAUGAUGACAACACUGGGCAUCCCCGUCGCACCCGUCCUCAAACCGCUGUCUGAGCGGUUCACACUGGAGAUCUGUGUAAACCGCAUGUCAGCGGGCACCAAACUGUACCAGGGGCUCCUGGGAGUUUUGUCUAACAAACUGAGUGGACUGAGCGACCUGAAAGCCGACCUCAGAGACCUGCUGACACACAUCAACAAGAUGAAGGAGGUGGCUCAGCUUGGCAGCAGUGGCGCGGAUGAUCAGGACCACAGUCCAGACCUGGCCUUUAGUCCCCAUGGUGACUAUGAUGUCCAGGUGGCAGUCCACCUUACAUUGACACAACUUCGUUCCUUCUGUCAUGAUCUGAUCCGAAGCCUGAGAGCUGUUGCCUCUUAUAGGCCACGAGCAACAGGAGCACGCUAAGCUCAACCUGAGCAGACCCCAAUAUGUUUUCAAGGAUACUGGGAAAAAGUCUGAUGAGUUGGAUAGAGAGACCUCCGAUAUGUCUUCCUGCAGUGCCUCAUGAGAAAUCUUUAUUUCUUAUCAAUCAGGGAAUGACGGUCAAAGACAAUCACUGGAUUCUUCUCUUUGAGCUACCAUAUACCAUCUGAUGUAAACAAACUUAAGACUGCUGCAGCAUUCUGUUCUCAAAGCUGACAGACAUCACCACUUCUUCUUCUGACGAACUCAGCAAUUCAGAUAUUUAUUAUUUUAUUCUCCCCAAGUGAACCAUCUUUCCAAAGGAAAAGAUUCUGCUGCUUCAUUUUCAAAUCUGUUUAUUUAUUUAUUUAUACAUUUUGAAGUGUUUCUCAGGGUCUCACUACUUGGUCAGACGGGAUGCAGUAAUGCAGAACUAUCCAGAACAACUUUGCGUUUCCAGCUUGUCUGUCAUCUAAAGGAUCAGAGCUCUGCCUCAUCUGGCCAAAAAAACAAUGAGCAGGAAUGUGAACGAGUUUAAAAACCUUCCACUACUGCAGAGACGAUUUUGACAGAUCAGAGAUGUGCAGGUCUAAACCUGCUCAGCUCCUGAAA